AGGCGUGAGCGCGCCGCAAAACCCUAACACGAGCACGCUGUCGAGUCACGAGUGUCGCCGGCGCCUCCACCUCAAAUCAGCACGGCGUGGGUUUAGGGUUUACGAUCGAAGAAGAGCACUGUCAUGGCGCUCUAUCUCCUCUUCGAGUCAUCUUCUGGCUACUCGCUCUUCCACGCCUACGGUCUCGAUGAGAUUGGCCAGAACACAGAGGCCGUCCGCAACUCUGUUCUCGACCUCAAUCGCUUCGGCAAGGUCGUCAAGCUCGUCGCUUUCCAUCCCUUCUCCUCUGCGCUCGACGCCCUCAACCAGUGCAACGCCAUCUCCGAAGGGCUUAUGACCGAGGAGUUGAGGAAUUUCUUGGAGAUAAAUCUUCCUAAGGUGAAAGAAGGGAAGAAGGCAAAGUUUAGCCUUGGCGUCGCAGAGCCCAAGGUUGGUUCUCAAAUAUUCGAGGUUACUAAGAUUCCUUGCCAGAGCAACGAGUUUGUGCUUGAGCUCCUUCGUGGUGUGCGGUUGCACUUUGAUAAGUUUAUCAAGGACUUAAAGCCUUCCGAUUUAGAGAAGGCUCAACUCGGUCUGGGGCACAGUUACAGCCGAGCUAAGGUCAAGUUCAAUGUUAAUCGAGUGGAUAACAUGGUCAUCCAGGCCAUUUUCCUCCUUGAUACAUUGGAUAAGGAUGUUAACUCAUUCUCAAUGAGAGUCAGAGAGUGGUACUCUUGGCAUUUUCCAGAGCUCGCCAAGAUCAUCAAUGACAAUUAUCUGUAUGCUAAAAUUGCUAAGCUUGUGGAGAAUAAAUCUGACCUGUCUGAGACUAAUAUUCCUGAAUUAUCAGAAUUAGUAGGAGACGAGGAGAAAGCAAAAGAAAUUGUAGAAGCAGCUAAAGCAUCCAUGGGACAAGAUCUAUCUCCAGUCGACUUGAUUAAUGUGCAGCAAUUUGCUCAGAGGGUUAUUAAUCUUUCUGAAUAUCGGAAGAACCUCUAUGAGUAUCUUGUUACAAAAAUGAAUGAUAUUGCCCCUAAUCUGGCUUCUCUUAUCGGUGAAGUAGUUGGGGCUCGUUUGAUAUCUCAUGCAGGGAGUCUUUCCAAUCUAGCUAAGUGCCCUUCAUCUACCCUCCAGAUUCUUGGGGCAGAGAAAGCACUUUUCAGAGCCCUUAAAACAAAAGGAAAUACUCCAAAAUAUGGACUCAUCUUUCAUUCUUCCUUUAUUGGUCGAGCGUCUUCAAAAAACAAGGGUCGUAUAGCACGUUACCUUGCAAACAAGUGUUCUAUUGCAUCCCGUAUUGACUGUUUCUCUGAGGUGAAUACUUCUGUAUUUGGGCAGAAGCUCCGUGAGCAGGUUGAGGAGAGAUUGGACUUCUAUGACAAAGGUGUUGCACCUCGGAAGAAUGUCGAUGUGAUGAAAGUUGCCAUUGAGAGUGUACUGAAUGAUGUCACCGAAGAGGAUGCCGCAGAUGGACAGCAGAUAGAUGAGCCUUCCCUAAAGAAAAGUAAGAAGAAGAAAUCUAAAGGUGAGAAUGAAGAUGGCGAACCCAUGGCAGUGGAUGAACCGAACCAAGUCACAGACGCAGAGCCGGAAACUGAAAAGAAGAAAAAGAGGCAGAAAUCGGAGGAGCAACAGGAUAAUGCAGUGCUGGACGGUUUAAAUGGUCAGGACACAAAACAAAAUGGAAUCGCAAAGAAGAAAAAGAAAAAGAGCCACAACAAGCCAGAUAAUGAUGCUGAGGCUCAGGACGUGACCCAAGAGAAGACUAAGAAGAAAACGAAGAGUAAAUUACAAGACGAGUAGAGUUUACUACCAUCCCAUGUUUCUCUAUAUGACACUUGUUUCUAUUCUACUUGCAAACUCAUCUAUCUUUGGAAGUUCCCACUGAGCUGUUGAACUUUGAAUGGGGCUGUUUGAAACAAUUCAUUCAGGUGCCAAUGUAAUUUGAGUUGAAUUUGUUUCAUGGUA
Messenger RNA from Zingiber officinale, 1947 nucleotides. RefSeq names its product nucleolar protein 56-like. Gene Ontology annotation, molecular function: snoRNA binding. The record is from RefSeq and is a predicted model, not a curated record. NCBI's taxonomy places the organism in Eukaryota, Viridiplantae, Streptophyta, Magnoliopsida, Zingiberales, Zingiberaceae. The transcript is spliced from 8 exons. Bases 124 to 1782 code for a protein of 552 amino acids. Gene Ontology annotation, cellular component: small-subunit processome; box C/D methylation guide snoRNP complex.